CUUAAACCAAGUAAUCUCGCUAGUGAUUUUCCCAUACUCUAUACGCUCUUCGAGCUGUGCAGAGGAAAUGGGAACGACCCUGAUAAGCAGUUGCAGGCUUCCGUGGAAAUCUAACCUGCAAACUACUACUCCUCUGCAUAUUGUUUGUCAUUCUCCGGUUGAUGACAGGCGCUCGAGAGUAAAAGCUAAUGGGUAUUCGAUGGAAACCGAUUUGGCCAGCGAAGAAGAAGAUAGGUUGGCUGGAAAUGGAGGUUUGACAAGGAGGCUGGCUUUAGUUUCGGCGGCGUGUUUGGUUUCAUCGACUGGUGCGUUGGGGUUCUCGGGAGAGGGAGUGGCGGCGGUGAAGCAAGGCAGUCUCGCUGGGAGGAUACCGGGAUUGUCUGAACCUGAUGAACGAGGUUGGAGGACCUACCGCAGACCAGAGGACAAAUCAGGAGGCCAUGGUGUCGGAUGGAGUCCUAUCAUCCCUUAUGCCUUUGCAGUGCCUGAAGAAUGGGACGAGGUUCCCGUGUCAAUUGCUGAUCUGGGUGGCACAGAGAUAGAUUUAAGAUUUGCCAGUCCUAAGGAAGGACGCCUGUUUGUUAUUGUUGCUCCUGUUCGCCGAUUUGCAGAUGAUAUAGCUGAGGAUGCGAGAAUUGAAUUAAUUGGACCUCCAGACAAAGUGAUAAGUGCAUUUGGGCCAGAAGUUAUUGGAGAGAACGUAGAAGGAAAAGUCAUGAGUAUGAGCGUGGCAGAACAUUCUGGAAGAACAUAUUACCAAUUUGAAUUGGAGCCACCGCAUUGUCUUAUAACAGCAACUGCAGCCGGAAAUCGCCUUUACCUGUUCAAUGUGACUGCAAAUGGUCUUCAGUGGAAGAGGCAUUACACUGAUUUGAAAAGGAUAGCAGAUUCAUUUCGUGUCGUAUAACUGGGAUGUGCUCUUCGUGGAUAUAGUGUGGAAGUUACCCUUUCUCUAUGAUUUUGUAUGAGACUUGCGGUGACUAUACAGUGAUUUUUAUAUA
Molecule: messenger RNA, 1001 nt
Organism: Eucalyptus grandis
Lineage: Eukaryota; Viridiplantae; Streptophyta; Magnoliopsida; Myrtales; Myrtaceae
Product: psbP domain-containing protein 4, chloroplastic
Exons: 5
Coding region: 68-907 (279 amino acids)
Biological process (GO): photosynthesis
Cellular component (GO): extrinsic component of membrane; photosystem II; photosystem II oxygen evolving complex
Molecular function (GO): calcium ion binding
Source: RefSeq, a predicted model, not a curated record